Molecule: messenger RNA, 842 nt
Organism: Suillus clintonianus
Lineage: Eukaryota; Fungi; Basidiomycota; Agaricomycetes; Boletales; Suillaceae
Exons: 2
Coding region: 391-618 (75 amino acids)
Source: RefSeq, a predicted model, not a curated record
ACUCAAUCCUAAGUCUUCUUCACAGAUUCUUCCAAUUGGUUUAUACUCUACGCUCUAGGUGCCUGCAUACAGGGACUCCGAGCGCGAUCUGAAAAUAUUGGGGUCUCAAAAGUCUUCAGUCUUGAAAAAUAACAUCUUUCAAUGCGGGGAGUCUCGACUUCGACUCCAGCGUUCGAACUACUGGAUAUAAACGCGAAUCUAUCUCGUCUGCAACUUCUGCUUCCCAUCGCCAGGUAUCAAUUUCUCCUAUUGCGGGCCGGGGCAGCACAACUCAAUCUUACCCCGCCAGUGUCACGAAUACCAAGCAUCAAUUUGUCUCCUCGGUCUCAUUUGUUGUUAGCACAAUGGCAACAACAAUAGGAUGACCUGGAAAGGGAUGCGCCUGAACGCAUGCGCAUGCUGGCAAACGCGUCACCAACUCGGCUCAAAUUUCGCAGGUGCGUACUUUUGUUUGUUGUGCUAAACUCCGUCGGUGGAGUCUCUGGCUUCAUGUUCCGCGUUGGUUCCGCGUUGUCAGGGAAUCAUAGAUAUACUUCCCGCACAAGCCUGACAACCUUCAAGUUUUCCGGUUCUUGUUUAGGAUAUAUUUCAAUCGAUGUAGCAAAUACUAAGGCCUGACUAUGAACAGGACAUCGUGACCGAUCCAGGAGGCUAUGGGCAUCAGAGUCGAGAUUUUGAAGAGUUGAAGAUUUGAUUAAGGACUAGACGGCGUCCAGCUAACGUUGCUCCAGGUUUGCUCCAGGGGUUGCGGGAGCCCUAAGGAUGAUAGUUUAGCCACUUCAUAUAGCCGCACGGUCUUUGUAAGCAAUUGAAUUGAAUUAACGCUCAGGGUGUUACGGUAC